Messenger RNA from Penicillium cosmopolitanum, 2586 nucleotides. RefSeq names its product ankyrin repeat domain-containing protein. Bases 1 to 2586 code for a protein of 861 amino acids. Gene Ontology annotation, cellular component: cytoplasm; nucleus. Lineage: Eukaryota; Fungi; Ascomycota; Eurotiomycetes; Eurotiales; Aspergillaceae. Gene Ontology annotation, molecular function: protein binding. The transcript is spliced from 3 exons. The record is from RefSeq and is a predicted model, not a curated record.
AUGGGAAAUGCAAUUGUCAUCCCACAAAAUGAUGAUAAAGACGAGCAAGAGGAAUUGUCAAAGGGGAAAACAGCCCUAUACGCUUUCUGUGCCAAGGCAGACCAUAACACGCCAGAUGUCGUGGAAUGUGUCAAGCUUCUGUUGGAUGCCGGCGCUGAUGUCAAUUUGAAGGCCCCUGAUGGAUCAACUGUCUUGUACAUUGCCUGUAGAGGAAAUGGAAAGCUGGUCAAAUUUUUACUUGAGGCCGGCGCAGAUCCCACCAUCGAAGAUAAUUCGGGGCGCACAAUACUUCACACGUGUGGAGAGAAUGAUGAAGAGACUCUACCGCUCCUUUUAGCGGGAGGACUCGUUGACAUCAACAAAGCAAGUGAUUUGGAUGGAAGAACACCCUUACAUUGUCGUUCCGAACAUAACAAUAGCACACCAAUGCUGCCUUUUCUUCAAUUCAAGCCGGAUCUGGAUGCUGUGGAUUCUGAGGGCAAUACAGCGCUUCAUUAUUGUGUGCGAUCCCCCCUUAUUGUGAACACCAGUACACAUAUCGAUGAUCUCUUAGCCGACGGUGCAAAUCCCAAUAUCAAAAAUCGGCAGGGCGACACACCCUUGCACAAGAUUCAUAGCUCCAAUGAGUUCGUUUUGAAACUUCUACUAGCUGGUGCAGACAUUGAGGCUCGAAACAGCAAAGGCCAAACUCCUCUUUUUGCAUAUGCCGGCGAAUCUAAAAUGGCAUCCAAUGCUUCGGUUUUCCAAUGUCUGAUUGAUUCGGGCGCUCACCCAAGGGCCACAGACUAUCAGAAUAAUUCGCUUCUGUUUGAGGCCCUCAUCAAUCGUUCCAACAGCAUUGAUCUUAGUUUCAAGCCCGUUGAUUUUAUGAAACGUCUGAUAUACCUUGGAUUGGAUAUCGAUCAGCCAAACAAUUCCGGGAGAACUGUGUUGCACGAGUUUAUCUCCAGGACAGGUGGCAAUUCUCUCCCAUGCCCUCAGCCUCAGGUAUUGGAUUUUAUCCUUGAGGCCUGCAGCAACCAAAGCCCUAGCGAUUGCGAUGGAAUUCAGCCUUUGCAUAUUGCCGCAAGAACAUCCCCUGGAUACUUCUUCAAGCUCAUUGGGGCAAGUGCCGAUCUCUUCGGAAUCACUUACCAAGGCAUGUCGGUACUUCAUGUUGCCGCAGAAGCACGGCAAGCCGAUAUUGUCUGUCUGAUUGUGUCAAAAUUACACAGCGUGGCAGACAACAGAAAGAAUGGUUUUAUCGACAAGCAAGACAGAUCGGGAAUGUCUGCUCUUCAUUACGCUUGUCAAUCUGGCCGCCCUGAAACCGUCAAAAUACUCCUUGAGGCUGGCGCAAAUCCCAACUUGAAAGAUCGUCAGGAUUACUCCCCGUUCAGCGUUGCAGCGCAAUUUGAAAGAGAGCUUAUGAUGAAGAGGGAUGAUUCCACUUCCCCGCAGGAUUCCCCUAUUGAUUUAAUGAAUAUUCGGCUUGGGCGAGAGAUGCGCCAGAACGAGAUACGCCGAAUGUGUGGUAUUAUGAUGGUCCCACAUAUCUCGCACGACAAAUGCUUCAGUAUUCUAACAGAAGACAACACAACUAGACUUGAAGAAAUUCUGGAGCUGUUGUUCGCAUUUGGCGCACGUGUGACAGGAAAGAAAGGCUGUCUUCGCAAGGCCUUUGAUUACGCUGUGUUAUACGGGCUUGACUAUACGGUUGACUGUCUGAUGCGUUUUCAGGUCCUAUUUACGGAUCAAAGCGGCGCUGGAGAGCAUUCUGAAUAUGAUGAUUACCUCAUUUGCAAUUAUCGGUUCGAAGCGACGAAGAAAGCACUGAAGUGUGGCCGGAUCUAUCACAAUCCAGAAAAUGAGAAGCAAGCGCGACAUGGAAAUGUGGUUUAUUACUCGAACUUUUCAGAAAAGCUACUCUUCAUGCGGCAGUAUGAUAUUUUUAAAGAGAGACUAUCAACAAGCACAGUAUCGGGGAUCGUCGUGCCAGCCACGGUCAAUCCGACACAUAUCAAUUAUAAGGGGGAAUCGGCCCUCCACCUCCUAUGGUUUGAUGAUAAUGAGUGGUGUGCUCUCGCCGAGAAAGAGGCAACAGUUGUCGAUUACCCGAUGAUUAAGCCAUUGUUAAUGACUGCCUGUGAUCGUCUGUUUCCAAACAUGGAUGUGGUCACAUACUUGGUCGAGGAGAUGAAAGUCAACAUUAAUGUGAAACAGCAAUCUCGGUCAACGCUCAAAGAUGACUCAUAUGACGUACUGUUUGGCGAAGGAGUACUUCAUAGCCUAGCCAAGGGAAGAAGCUGGUGGCAUGCUAACAAAGCCAUACCAUACCUUAUUGAACGAGGAGCGAACCUUGAGAUUCGCGACAAAAUUGGGAGAACGCCACUUCUCAUUGCUUUGACUGAGCCCGAUUUCUUUGAAACUGGUCCAUUUCAUAGACAAGCAGCCCAGGUUCUCAUUCAAUCUGGAGCGAAUGUCAAUGUUCGCGACCAGAAAGGCAACAACUGUCUAUCCAACGCAGGAAGUGACAGGGAAAUGAUCAAAUUGCUUAUUUCAUAUGGCGCCAAGAUUGAUAAAGAGGCCAUUGAAUCUGCCAUUUAG